ACUUCCCGGCAGUGAUACUUCUCAGCUGUGUGACUUUAGACAAGUUGCUCGACCUCUCUGUUCUUCAGUUCCUCACCUGGGAAAUGAGGGUAUUAAUAGUAGCUGCCUUACAGGAUUGUCAAGAGAAUGAAAUGAGAUCGUCCAUAUAACUCUGCUCCUCAAAUCAACUCUAGGAGGUAGGCAGUGUUCGAAUCCCGUUUCCAGACGAGGAAUUGGAGGCACAGAGAGGUGAAGCAACUUGCCCAGGGUCACACAGGUAGUUUACCGCAAAUCCAGCGCAUCUGCCUCCAAGUCUGUGCCCUUGGCCAUCUUUGCUGCCUGGCACCUACCAAGCACUCAUGUACACGUGACUCCAAUUAUGAUCUUGGAAGAGUCUGUUUGGCAGGGUGGGUGGGAGGAAGGACCGUCUGGGCAGAUUGCCCUGCAAGUGCAAAGCCUUGGAUGAGAGCUCGGAGAACCCAGGUGCAGCUGGAGAGCAGGCCUCAUGUGGAGAGGCAAGGGGUAGCCGAGGCCGGAGAAGGGGGGUGUGUUUAAUGAGAAAAUUGGGGUUGAAAUUGCAGGUGAGAGAAGAAUUGGGGUGUGGGAUAGGCCGCAGGGCAGGGCUGGGGUGUGAGGCCAAGGACUCAGGUCUCCCUGGCCUUGGAGUCGCAGCCGCAGGUCCGUGCAGGCUCCAGCCGCUGGAGGAGCGCCCUCCACCCACCUGAGAUUUCCUGAGCUGCAGCUGCAGCUCUGGUUGCUUCUGGAGGCAAAGGAGGCCUUGUGGUUACGGGGGCCUCUCCAGCCCUAUCCCAGCUUCCUCCCUGCCCUCUCUGGAGGGAGGGAAACACACCACACACACACAGCCCCUUUUAGCCGGGCCCCACCCCCCAAGGAGGCAAGGGGCAGGGCAGGGCCUCCUGGCUGGGAGGCUGGGCGGCAAGGUUGAUAAGACCCAGAGCCUCCUGGCCUCCACAGCUGUGCUGGCUGCUGCCUGCGCUGCCAGGACCAUGAGGGUCAUCCCUGGUGCCGUCCUCGUGCCCUGCCUUCUGCUGCUGCUGCACCUGGCCCCACGCACACAUGGCCUCGCCCCCCAACCCAGAGGGCACCUCUGCCGGACCCGGCCCACGGACCUGGUGUUUGUUGUCGAUAGCUCGCGCAGCGUAAGGCCCGUGGAGUUUGAGAAGGUGAAGGUGUUCCUGUCCCAGGUCAUCGAGUCGCUAAAUGUGGGGCCCAAUGCCACCCGAGUGGGCGUGGUCAACUACGCCAGCUCCGUGAAGCAGGAGUUCCCGCUGCGGGCCCACCUGUCCAAGGCCGCGCUGCUUCAGGCCGUGCGCCGCAUCCGGCCGCUGUCCACGGGCACCAUGACUGGCCUGGCCAUCCAGUUCGCCAUCACCAAGGCCUUGAGUGAUGCUGAGGGCGGUCGCGCCAAGUCCCCGGACAUCAGCAAGGUGGUCAUCGUGGUGACGGACGGGAGGCCCCAGGACAGCGUGCGGGACGUGUCUGCGCGAGCCCGGGCCAGCGGCGUCGAGCUUUUCGCCAUUGGCGUGGGCCGCGUGGACAAGGCCACGCUGCGCCAGAUCGCCAGCGAGCCGCAGGAGGAGCACGUGGACUACGUGGAGAGCUACAACGUCAUCGAGAAGCUGGCCAAGAAGUUCCAGGAGGCCUUCUGCUUGGUGUCAGACCUGUGCGCCACGGGAGACCAUGACUGUGAGCAGGUGUGCGUCAGCUCCCCGGGCUCCUACUCCUGCGCCUGCCGCGAGGGCUUCACCUUGAACAGUGACGGCAAGACCUGCAACGUCUGCAGUGGCGGCGGAGGCAGUUCGGCCAUUGACCUGGUCUUCCUCAUCGAUGGGUCCAAGAGUGUGCGGCCAGAGAAUUUCGAGCUGGUGAAGAAGUUCAUCAACCAGAUCGUGGACACGCUGGACGUGUCAGACAAGCUGGCCCAGGUGGGGCUGGUGCAGUACUCGAGCUCCGUGCGCCAGGAGUUCCCGCUGGGCCGCUACCACACCAAGAAGGACAUCAAGGCAGCCGUGCGCAAUAUGUCCUACAUGGAAAAGGGCACCAUGACCGGGGCUGCCCUCAAGUACCUCAUCGACAACUCCUUCACUGUGUCCAGUGGGGCCAGGCCCGGGGCCCAGAAGGUGGGCAUCGUCUUCACCGAUGGCCGGAGCCAGGACUACAUCAAUGAUGCUGCCAAGAAGGCCAAGGACCUUGGCUUUAAGAUGUUUGCCGUGGGCGUGGGCAACGCCGUGGAGGACGAGCUGAGGGAGAUCGCCUCGGAGCCCGUGGCAGAGCACUACUUCUACACGGCGGACUUCAAGACCAUCAACCAGAUUGGCAUGAAGCUGCAGAAGAAGAUCUGUGUGGAGGAAGAUCCAUGCGAAUGUGAGUCCAUUGUGAAGUUCCAGGCCAAAGUGGAGGGGCUGCUGCAGGCCUUGACCAGGAAACUGGAAGCUGUGAGUAAGCGGCUGGCCGUCAUGGAGAACAGGAUCGUCUAAGGCCGCUUGUCCCUGCUGCGGCUUCUCCAUCUCCCCGCCCCACUCGGCCCACAGAGUCCGGGCGUGUCCCCUAGAACCCCGAGUGUAGUCUAGCUUUGUCACUUAGCGAGGGGGGUUUGGGAGGGGCAGGCGCCUGGGAUGGCAGCAGGCCUCUCCCUCGGCCCCAGCCUCGGAGCCCUGCCAGGGGGGGUGUGUGUGAGUGGGAGUGCUGGGAGCGCAGGAGUUUGGGGCGUGUGUGUGUGUGUGUGUGUGUGUGUGUGUGUCUGGGGGCAAUGCAUGAGUGAGAACACAAGGGCAAGUGUAACUGGGACUGCGUUUGCAUUUUUUAACCAAAAGCUUAAUAUAUUCCUGUUGUUAGUUAUCCCUCCCUGACUGUGAGUGCUGUGAAUCUCUUCUGACAUCUCCAUUCUUUUCUGAAAAACAAUUAAAUGUGAUUUAAC
This is a messenger RNA of Myotis myotis, 2917 nucleotides long. RefSeq names its product matrilin 1 (gene MATN1). NCBI's taxonomy places the organism in Eukaryota, Metazoa, Chordata, Mammalia, Chiroptera, Vespertilionidae. Gene Ontology annotation, molecular function: calcium ion binding. The coding region runs from base 987 to 2477 and encodes 496 amino acids. The transcript is spliced from 8 exons. The record is from RefSeq and is a predicted model, not a curated record.